AUGGCUAACAACGUGACGGUUACCAAAGAGGUUACUAGGCGCACCUUCACCUGCAGUUUCUUCCGUGAGGAUAUAACGCCUCUGAUUCGUUUGAGCACUUCAGUUACUGGGCAAAACUUGGAUGAGUUCAGGAAAACAUAUGGUCAUAUCCUACACAUGUUAACUUCUCGGGUUGAUGAAUGGGCUCUCUACACACUUCUUCAGUUCUACGAUCCUGAGUUACGAUGUUUCACCUUCCCUGAUUACCAACUGGCACCAACCCUUGAAGAAUAUGCUGAUAUCCUCAAGAUUAAGGUUCAACACAGGAUUCCUUUUGUAUGUGUACCUGAGAAACCGAAAAUGGACCGAAUUGCUGCUGAUACCCUUGUUAUUGAGAAGAAAUGGAAAGAAUUCAAUGCUCUCUUAGCUGUUAUGAUCUAUGGCUUGGUGUUGUUCCCGAAUAUCCCGAAUUUCGUCGAUCUUACUGCCAUUUGCCUCUUUAUGGAUCAAAACCCUGUGCCUACUCUCUUGGCAGAUACUUAUUAUGCUGUUCAUUCCAGGUAUGGGACGAAGGGAGCCGUUGGAGGCUGUUUGUCGUUGUUAUACGAGUGGUUCACUUCACACUUGCCUAAAAGUGGACCGUUUGUCACAACAAAAGACUCACAGAAAUGGCCUCAAAGGAUCAUGGGGCUUACGGCGAAUGACAUCGUUUGGUAUCACCUUGGGAAAGGGAUAGAGGAAGUUAUUACUAGAUGUGGUAGUUUUGACAACGUCCCCCUCAUAGGGACGAAGGGAGUUAUCAAUUACAAUCCAAGGCUAGCGCUGCGUCAGUUGGGUUUUGCACUGAAGGACAAGCCAUUAGACAAGGAAAUAUUUGAAUCUGUUUGCUUUAAGAAAGGGGCCGAUCCAGAGGGUCUAGAAAAAGUGAGGAGCGCCUGGAAUAGUAUUCAUACAGAUGACCGAACCUCCUUGGGAGGGAAGAAUGCCAUUGCUAAACAAGCCUACACUGAUUGGGUAAAAGAUAGAGUCAAGAAGCGCCUAUUGCCUUUCCCGAAGGUUAAACCAUUGUACGAACAACCACCUGAAGUUUUAACUGCCACCGUGCCAGCUGAAGACUAUACCCAGGUACAUGUGGAAAACAUCCGGUUGCGUGAGAAAAGGGAAGAUGCUAAGAUAGAAGUUCAAAAGAGGACUAGAACCGAAAAGGGUGAAAAGGCUACCACUAUCAUUGUCGAGGAUAACGAGAAGAUCAUAAAAAAGGCCAUAAAAGAGGCAGAAGAGAAGCUCAAGCAAAAGUACAGAGAAGACUUGAAGGCCUGCAAGCUCCAGUUAGAAAAAGAGACUAAAUAUCAGCUGAGGACUAUGAAAAAGAAACUGGAAGAUGAGGUUACUCAGAGAAUAGCAGUCGAGACACAGCUGAAAGGAAGUCACCUCCGCUCCGCUCGACUAACAGAAGAGAAUGUCAAGCUCAGAAAUCAAAUGGCAAAUAUGGAGAAUGCACCUGAGAAGGAUUAUCUCCCAGAAUGUCAUUCAAUUCAUGCAGUCAUAUCAUUGUUACCAUUCAAAGACUGGCAAGAAAGAGCUUUUAUGGCAAAGAAUUCCUGA
Molecule: messenger RNA, 1584 nt
Organism: Vicia villosa (hairy vetch)
Lineage: Eukaryota; Viridiplantae; Streptophyta; Magnoliopsida; Fabales; Fabaceae
Exons: 4
Coding region: 1-1584 (527 amino acids)
Source: RefSeq, a predicted model, not a curated record